GUACUGAGUUAUCUGAGCUCGAUUAGCUGUGCCUUCACAAUCAGGGUCACUUGCAAGCUUUGAAAAAUAGAUGGAACCUAAACGUCGAUUCUGUUAUUAGUUUCAUUUAAACGUAAUAUUAUGGACCGCCUAGCAUCUUUUGCAAAUGACCCCUCCGAUAAACCGCCGUGCAGAGGUUGUUCAUCGUUUCUGACUGAGCCUUACAUCAAAUGUGCAGAAUGUGGACCGUCACCUUUCCUGCUGUGCCUCCAGUGCUUCACCAGAGGAUUUGAGUACAAGAAGCACCAGAGUGAUCACAAAUAUGAAAUCAUGACGUCAGAUUUCCCCGUGCUGGAGCCUGGGUGGACGGCCCAGGAAGAGAUGGCCCUGCUUGAAGCGGUCAUGGACUGUGGCUUUGGAAAUUGGCAAGAUGUUGCGUAUCAGAUGCGCACUAAAACCAAAGAGGAGUGUGAGAGCCACUACAUGAAGAAUUUCAUCAAUAACCCACUCUUCUCCUCCACCCUGCUCAGCCUGCGGAAAGCAAAAGACUCUCGUGUUGCAGAGGGCGCUAUUCCUUUUAAACCGUGCGACGAUCCCCCUCGGCCCACAUUUGACUCGGUGCUGUCUCGCGACAUGGCUGGAUACAUGCCUGCCAGAGCCGACUUCAUGGAGGAGUUUGACAACUAUGCAGAAUGGGAUCUGAAAGAUAUUGACUUUGUGGAUGAUGAUUCAGACGUCCUUCGUGCAUUGAAGCUUGCAGUUGUUGAUAUUUAUCAUUCAAGAUUAAAGGAGAGACAACGGAGGAAGAAGAUAAUCCGAGACCAUGGAUUGAUCAACCUGCGGAAAUUCCAGAUGCUGGAGCGAUGCUACCCAAAGGAGGUGCAGGAGCUGUAUGAUGUCAUGAGAAGAUUUGCCAGAGUGGUUGGACCAAUUGAACAUGACAAAUUCAUCGAAAGUCACGCACUGGAGUUUGAGCUGAGGAGAGAGAUCCGCAGGCUGCAGGAGUACAGGAAAGCUGGGAUCAAGUCUUUCUGCAGUGCCAAGGUGUACGAGCGGGUGAAGCGAAUGCGUGAAGACGAGCGGAGGAAGAGGACCAUGCUGUGUGACGUGCUGCAGUACAUCCAGGAUGGCAGAGCCUGUCAGCAGUGGCUCAGCAAACAGGCUGCAAUAGAUGCUGGAAUCACUCCAGCUGUCACAACAAUCACAGUGUCAGCAACAGGUAGGCGGAGCGCCCCUCCUCUCAACCUGACCGGACUGCCGGGAACAGAGAAGCUCAACGAGCGGGAGAAAGAGCUGUGUCAGGUGGUGCGGCUGGUACCGGGCGCAUACCUGGAGUACAAACAAGCUUUACUUAACGAGUGCAGACGGCAGGGCGGGCUGCGGCUGGCGCAGGCGCGGGCGCUGAUCAAGAUCGACGUCAACAAGACUCGCAAGAUCUAUGACUUCCUAAUCAAAGAGGGUUACAUCACCAAGGCGUAGGAGUGUUUGACCACAGUGGGAGGUUCGCUCGUGGUUAGUGAUUAGUUUGUUUUUAAUCUUGUAAUGUCGUCAGUUCAAGUUUUGUAAGACGUUCAGAUUGUUGCUGCUCGUUUGAAGUAUUAAAACAUUUGUUGUUGUGUGUUUUAGUCCAAAUGUACUCAAGUCUUGUAUAAUUGUGAGAAGAACAGGGGAUUGUAUUAAAAUGAUGUAUUUAUUUCUCCUGAUAUAAAGUGUUAGAAAAUGA
Molecule: messenger RNA, 1702 nt
Organism: Oreochromis aureus
Lineage: Eukaryota; Metazoa; Chordata; Actinopteri; Cichliformes; Cichlidae
Gene: tada2a
Product: transcriptional adaptor 2A
Exons: 15
Coding region: 121-1458 (445 amino acids)
Biological process (GO): regulation of transcription by RNA polymerase II; chromatin remodeling
Cellular component (GO): nucleus; SAGA-type complex
Molecular function (GO): transcription coactivator activity; zinc ion binding; chromatin binding
Source: RefSeq, a predicted model, not a curated record